UUCGUAAUUUUUCCGCAGAUUAUUUGUACUUCUAUAUUUCGUGUUGGUUACUAUGUUGCGUGCAACUCAAAAUUUUUGUUGACCGACCGAACCGUUUUCUGCUUUCGAUGUGACGUAAAAGUUCCUCUUGUGACGUGGUGGAAGACGAUUAACAGCCUUCCUCCAAGUAUUACUGCGAUUUAUCAUGGAUCGCAGUCGGCUCUUCAAGCAUGGUCUCACUCGCUACCACGGCGACGAAGGGAAACGCCCUCGUCGCACGUACACCAUUAUGACAGAAGAGGAAAUCGCUUCUGGGAAGAAAUCCGAAUGGCAUGAGUUGGAUAUCCAAGGCAAUGUGAAGAACCUCAGUCCAACAUUGUGGACCUACACGCAUUUAACGUGUCUGUACCUGUACGACAACCAACUUACGCGCUUGUCCUCCGAGAUCAAGAACCUGGUGAACCUCGUUUGCUUGGAUGCGUCCGGGAAUAGGCUGCGGUCGCUGCCGGCCGAAAUAGGGGACCUAGUGCAACUCAGGGAGCUGAACCUCAGUCACAAUCUCCUUCGAAAUUUGCCAUACGAGGUCGGGAAGUUAUUUAAGCUUCAGUUCCUGGGACUGAAAGGAAACCCACUGACCGCUGAUAUUCUCACCAUGUGUUCUGAGCCGAAUGGCACAGCAAGGCUCCUCACCUUUUUGCUUGAUCAUCUCACUUUUUCCACUCCAGUUCCCCCACAACGGCCAUGGCUUCCUCAAAGUCACCCUGAUCGUCGACCAAACAUCUGUUCCUAUACGGUGAUGUGCUACAAUGUAUUGUGUGACAAGUAUGCGACCCGACAAAUGUACGGCUUCUGUCCGUCAUGGGCCCUGUCGUGGGAGUAUCGGAAGAAGGGUAUCAUGGACCAAAUUCGUCAUUGCUCAGCUGAUAUUAUAACUCUGCAGGAGGUGGAAACAGAGCAGUUUUACAAGUUUUUCCGACCGGAGCUGGAGCGAGACGGAUAUGAAGGCAUUUUCUCUCCCAAGUCCCGUGCGAAAACCAUGUGUGAGAAUGAGCGAAAGCAUGUAGAUGGGUGUGCCAUUUUCUACCGAGUCCGGAAGUUCAAGUUGGUCUCUAGCCACUUGGUGGAAUUCAACCAACUGGCAAUGGUGCAUCACGAGGGCUCGGAUGAUAUGUUGAAUCGAGUUAUGACCAAGGACAACAUCGGUCUGGCAGCUCUAUUGGAGACUCGCGAAGAAAUCUGGGAAUACGGCGUGGAACGGGGGCAUGUGACGCAACCCGUGCUGGUGUGCACGUGCCACAUUCACUGGGACCCGGAUUUCUCGGACGUCAAGUUGAUCCAGACGAUGAUGUUGAUGCGUGAACUUGAAACGAUCGCUCAGAACAGCGGCUAUCGGUUCACGGAAAACGACGCCCCGCUGCGAACCAAUGAUGUCAACAUCCUCAUUUGUGGGGAUUUGAACUCUCAGCCUGGCUCUGGUGUGACGGAAUUCUUGACGAAGCGGCGGAUUAGCUUCGACCACCUUGACUUCAAAGGUUACGCCUACCGGUCCUGCCUCAAGAAGUUAACGGCCUCCGAUAAGCCAAACGCAGAUUUCGAUCAUCCAUUCAAACUCAACUGCGCUUAUGGCGAUGACGUUAUGCCGUAUACGAAUUACACGUACGACUUCAAGGGAGUUAUCGACUACAUAUUUCAUUCCAAAGAAAACGUCAAGACAUUGGGCAUUUUGGGGCCCAUCGAUCAGAACUGGAUGGCGUCUAGCAAGAUCAUGCAGGAGAAAACCAAACAAAAUCUGACGUUUUGUCCUGAAAAUUUUAAAGUUUUCUUGAAAUAUACGAAAGUAUCCGCACCUCGAGACAUUUUCCAGAUGUUGAAGCAGAUUUUUCGAAACCAUUUCCCGUUGCUGUGCGAGCUGGAGAUGAGAAGCGUGGGCGCGUUGACGCCGCCUCAGAUCCGGGAAAUGGGCAACGGUGACCUGUUCAUGAAUGGGCAGAUGGACAUGGGCAACGGGCUGACGUCGUCGAGUCCGUCGCCGGCCAACGGCAUGAUGGGCAAGCGGUAGCGGUUCUGGCCCCUACCCUCAGCGACCGGUGGAGCCGAGGGAUUCACUUUACACAAGCGUGAUGGACGAAGAGUUUCUGUGCGUUGAAUUCAAGCCGAAGUAAUUACGCGAAAAAAGUUUAUUGAGAGAAAUCUGAGUUGGUGAUUCGAAGAUUCGGAGGCGAAAGUUCAAAUUUUGGACUUCAGUUUUUUUGCAUGUUUGUCGUCUGAUUAUGUUUUCCCUCUGUCGCUCUCUCUCUCUCCCGUCUUGGACCUUCCUGUCUUUUCUAUGAUACUGCAUCGUUUAUCUGUUAACUUGUCGUUUUUUCUCGUUUGAUUGCCAUUUCUUUCACGCUGCGAGCCCGGAGCACUCGACUUCAACUCCUCUCCUCAUCCAGCUGACGUUCUAGUUGUCUAGGUGUGUUUUUCUCGGUGUUGUCAUUUUAAUUUUCGAGAGUGAGACGCAGAAAGGGAAUCUGGAUGUCUAGCUAGACAAUGAGGGCUUCUGAAAGUUUUCCGUGCUUAUCCAACUUGACGUUUAUAAUUUAAUUUGUCGCUUCAACAGUCUUUAUGUAUCACUCAACUCAACCGUAAAGUAAAAAAAAAGAACAUUGAAAAAUGAUAGUUCAUUAGUUCUUUACCUGUCUUAUCCUAGUCUCGGGGAAGUCACGGAAUCGUUCAGAAGGCCUCAUUAGUUAAGAAUCGGGGUGACCGAUAUUGCUUAUGGUGAGAGAAACAGCUGGUUAACAAUUUUUACCCAGAUCGCACAGCAACGUGUCUUCGAAAACCUUACAAUUCCGGGCGUGAACCUCGAAAGUUCGAUUUGUGAAAGUUGAUGGGUCUCAUUGUCGCAAGAUGAAUUUUUCAAGAAAAGCGAUUCUUUUUCUAGAGGAUUGCACGGUUUUCUAUCUAUCGUUAGGAAAAUUAUUUUCAGACUAAGAAUGCUCGGAGCGCCGUUGAAAUCGGUUUACGUGAGCAUGUGUUCACACGCAUAUGUAUUCUGAUCAUUGUCAAUUCAUCGGGUAACUAAAAAGCUCCAGCUUGCGAUGACGGCGAGCAUAUUACGAUUAUUUGCGAAGUUACGGUAAUACUGUACUUGGUUGUAUGCUGGAAAAGGCUAUGAGCCCACGAGGCGUUUUCAAAUGAUUUGAAAGCUUAUAUUUUCAAGUUGCUGUGCGGGACUGUGGAAGUGCGACCGCUGUUGAUUUUAUCGCAGCAUUCUGUAAUGGCUCCCGAUGGAGAGAGAAGACCGUUUCCAGUGUGUCCCUCCCAGAGUACUUCUUUAUUCUUUCUCUGUGAAGCUGACCACCUCAGAACGAACCUUAGCGAAGAACAAGACCCACUAUUUCCUGGCGUUGAACUAGUUUCGUCUGUGAUCGUGUCUUGGAUGUGGUUUUUUUAAGAUUAAUUAAGUAAUGCUGUGUUACCGAUUUUGAGGGACCUGAUCGUUUCCUUCGCUGCCUCCGGAAAAGGCUUCCUGCUUUGCUUGACGGGGAGCGGGUGUGGAUGUAAUAACUUGCUUUUGGGACUUUUUGUGAUACCUGAUUUUUCUUUGCUUUCCUUUCUCAGGUAUUUUUUUUUUCGCGUUACCGCGAUUUUUGACGGGAAUGUUUUCCUGGAUUGACUUCGAGUUGGUAACUGGCGGUUAUUUUGCAUUGGCUUUUUUUUUUAGAGGAUAUGCGUGAUCUCGAUUUUGUGGUGUACACCCGAGCGCGUGUGUCAGCGCCGAAUAUUUUUCCUUGUCCCGGCAAGUUGUUGCAUCCCGUCCUGUUCAUGUUUUUGUUAAGCGAGGAAUUUGUGAUGGGAGGCGGUCUGCUGUUGCUAACGGACGGUCAUGAACUUGAUGCGGGAUAUUUCGCUUUUUUGGGACGGCGGUUCUCUUCUCCACGACAUUUUUGUGCCGUCCAGCUCAAAUAUCAAAGUUUUUAAUCAAUCCCCAGUUGUCUUAAAUGGCAGUCCGCGAUUUUAUCCUGUUAGCCCUUUUUGGGCUAAUGCGACACUUCGUCGGUCUUGAAUUUUGUGGUUUCUAUAUUUCUUCACGAGAUAGAUUUCCGUCGGAUUGCAGGGAAUAAAGUAAAACUUGGUCUUGUUUAUGACUCUGGUUGUACAAUAAUGCAGACUAACUCUCAGUGGUGAAAAGGGCUUUUCAAGCCGCCGUCCUUUAAAAAGAAGAGGAAAUUAGCCCGUGAUCCCAACAUGUUGCCGAGAUACUAGUCGCUUCAGCUCGGCCUAGUCGUGCGCACUUGUACCUUUGAUGUCUGGAAGCGUGUCGACGGAACGACUCUGACUCGGUUCGGAUCUUCCGAAGGUUUGCGUGCGUUGUACAUGUUGGAUGGAGCCGAACGACCCGGGUACCCGUCCUCGGUUCUUUUUAUUUUAUAAUAAUCUUAGUUAAGAUUGCCUUGUUGGUUUUUAUUUUCUGCGCGGGGUGCGUGAGGUCGGUGGUCUUCUGCGGUUGUGUGUAUCUCGCCGGCGUUGAGUGUGUCCUCGCGAACUUUUGACAGUCCUGAGCGUAUCCAAAAGCACAAAAGUCUGCUUGAAAAACAAGUUGUUUGUUGUUCGAACAGUGAUGCGUCAAUUUUAAGUAGUUUUGUUUUGUUAGAUGGCCAGAGGCUAGCUAUUUUGCUGGGCGAAUGUUUUUUUUUUUCUAGUAGAUGGAGUGCAAUAGUUUCUGUUCUCUGGCGAUAAGUAUGAAUUUCCGCUGUGUCUCUGUAAAUAACUUAUGGAUGUUCAGCAACGAAUUUCCCCGCUGUGGAAUACUUUUCUAGCUACGCAUUCCUAGCUGAAGAACGGUUCUGUGCUUCACUUUUUUUUCUUGAUCAGCAUCCGAUAUGCUUCUCAACGAUGCCGCCGAAAAUCUUCUUGAUUGCAUUUGUCGUCAGCGUCAGUCUUUCUAAGUUCGAAUUAAUUUGUGAGCUUUAUGGAAUGCGAUGGGUUGAUCUGAAAAGUGCAGCGUAACUUUGUAAUCCAGCAUUUUUUGAGGAUUCCAUUAAAUCCGAGUGGAAUAUAAUGGUGUGUUUAGGAAGAUUCUGAUCGUUCGCUGUGAAUACGUGUACCGACGAAGAAAUGACCGCCAUCUCCUGUGAAUGGGUAGCACUCCAUGAUCCGAGUUGAAUUGCGCUUAAAAACGUAACCCGAAGUUUCUUGCGUUCAUCCGCUCGAAUUUGGCAGCCACGUAACGACCAUGUAGGCGAGAAACACGCUUCUUGUGGCUCGUUUGAACGUGUUGGGGGGUGCUUUUAGAUGCGCUUUUGUGAUUGUCGCCACGUUUCGCGAAGUCCCGCUUUGAACGGAACCUGGCAAAAAAAAUUUGCGGAUGUCGCUCACCUCGUCCGUGCGCGAAUUGAGCAAUUCCAAAAAUACGAGUUGACGAAGAACCUCGAGAAAAUUGUUGUUUACGCCUGUCGGAAUCGAAUGUUCAAAGCCGGAAUGUGGUUAUUUUUCGUCUUGCUCAUCGCGCAACACUCCCCUCGUUUUCAUUCGUUUCUUAGCUCCGAGGAUUCUACCGCAUGCGCUCUUCCCUCUCCUGUUGAGAAAAUACAAGAGAGAACCGUGUGACCCACGGUUAAUUCUGCGUA
Molecule: messenger RNA, 5594 nt
Organism: Notodromas monacha
Lineage: Eukaryota; Metazoa; Arthropoda; Ostracoda; Podocopida; Cyprididae
Source: the annotation of a GenBank genome assembly